CGAGUUUACACCGAGUCAAAAUGGGCAACCGAUUGACAACCGGGCAAAAGAACAGUUAUUCGUUUGAACAACACAGGAGUCUGACCGUAACCCAGAGGCAAAACUUUGGGAAUCGAGAACUAGAAAGGAAUUGGACUGACUUGAAUGUAGUAAGGUGGAGGAGUCAUUUUCAAAGCACUGAUGUGACAACUGAGCCGGAGACAAAUUACAUUUAACACAACAAGAGCUCGUGGUGGGAACAAAAAUAUCCUGUUUCUGGAAUUUCCCACAACUUAAACCUGUUUACGGUAAUUCGCCCUAUAAUACAGAUCUGUGUACGCUAAACUAUAUUAAAAACAACAGAUGUGAUGUAAACCUUGACAUUUUUUCUACAAUCAUUUCUUCAUGUGUUUAACAGUUUGGGCAAAAAAACAACUUGGCAACUGGACAGAAGGGGAUUGAUUCUGAACAACUAAGCAAUUUAGCAACUGGACAACUGAGCAACAAUUCAACUAUUGAGCAGAGCAAUUUUGGCACUUUACAGAGAGGGAGGAGAGAUUUUGAACGACAGAGAAAUAUUGGCACUUUACACGAAAGGGGAAAUUAUGGUCGUCUUAGGAAUUUAGCAACUGAACUCAUAAGUGAUGCUGAGCAACUGAGAAAUUUUGCUGAACAACUAAGCAAUUUAGCAACUGAGCAAAGGGGUGAUUCUGUACAACAGAGCAACAAUACAACAGCUGAGCAGGAGAAGUGUUAUGACCCAAAGGACACCACACUUAUUUUUGUCGAUGGAGAGGACGACCAUGAUUGUAAGUAGCCAAAGAACCGGACAUUUACUUUCUGAUAUAUCAAACUUCUCAGUAACAUCUGUUUUUGUGCGUCUCACAGUUGAGCGCAAUGACUUCAAGUCUCUCAGAGCGAAGAUGUCGUGCGGGCAUACCGUCACCCCCAUGUCUCUCACCAACUGGUGUAAACAUCUGUUGAGUCAGGGGGAGAUCGGAUUUGUGUGUGGCCAACCCGACUGUAACGUUGAGUGGACAUAUGAUGAAGUGUGGAAGAUGGCUCUACUGACCCCAGAAGAAAUGGAGUACUUUGAUAAGAAAAUGUUCAGUAGAGCUGCUAAAGAAUUCUUGGACUUCAAAUCAUGUCCCGGCUGCAAGUGCUCUGUUGUGCGGAGCGACGUAAACAACCUGAGGGUCUGCUGCGUGAUGUGCACCGCUAAAACCAACGUGGCCUUUUCCUUCUGCUGGCAGUGUUUGGAGGAAUGGAAAGGUCCAUCUCCCUAUCCAGACCGCUGUGCAAAUGAAGGCUGCAUCAAUAAGCAGCAGGAAAUACUGAACACCUGCCCAGACAUCACCUUUGAAUCCGUGAGGGGGGUCGCUGGCUGCCCCUCCGUCCGGGUCUGUCCCACCUGCGGUUUGCUGCUGGAGCAUAACAGAACUAAAUGUAAAAACAUGAGAUGUCCGAGAUGUAAGGUGGAGUUCUGUUUUGUUUGCCUGAAACUAACUGAAGAGUGCCUGGCGCAGGAGAAAAGUUCACAUUACCUUUGUUGUCCGAGUGGUGUUGCCCCAAGACAGACCACCAUACCUGUGUGGCAGAGGAAGUAAUGAGUCACUAUAACAAUCGGCUUAGAAAAAAUGUAAAGUUUGUAUUUCCUGUGUUCACUCAAAGGAAAAUACAGGACCUUUUCACCACAGUAAGAGCUUUAUUUGUUUAGCGUAAGAUAUGCUCUGACACAUACUGUAGCAGGUUUAGUCCUAUCGUUAUCUAAAGGCUGUCAAUCAAAAUCUGGGGCUUUUAAAUGUAUAUCUGCCUUUUGAAGUAAGUGUUUUGUAUUACAGUUUCGUUAACUCAAAGUGAAUGCUAGAAUUGUGCAUUGUGCCGUUUUAAGUAGUGACGUUCAAAUGAGUUUGAAUUGAAGUGGCACUACUGAAUAAAAACACCUCCAUAACCCAAGGAUGAGUUUUCACAAUGUAAGUGUAACCUGUACUUGUUGUAUAUUUGAGUAACACAUAUUCAAGCCAUUGUCAUUUAUUCAGAAUAUGACUUUUUUCUGUAAUCUUUUACAUCCCUUAAGCCAGGGGUGUCCAAACUUUUUUCACCAAGGGCCAAAUACAGAAAAAUAUACGAAGGUCUGGGCGCCUUACUAGAGUUGAAGUAUAUUGCCUCUUAAAUUAGGUUAUAAGUUAGCAAAAUCAAUCAAAUGUAGGGAAGUUAUGCUUGAUACUUGAAUAUGCUUUAGGAAAAAAUCAGCCUACACCACAGCUCUCCGUAGGGCUCGCUCAGAGUGCUUACAAUAAGGGGAAAAUGAAGGGCAUAUUUCAAGCUUGUUAUGUAAAUCAGUUAUUGGGCUUUUUUUUUAUCAACUUAGAUUUGUUAGAAAAUGUUUUCAACUUUAAUUGCCUGAAUUGACUUGAAAAGUUGGCUCUUUAACUCAUGAAAACAGUGUAAUAUAUGUUUACAUAUCGUCUUGUGCUUGACUUGUAUUUAAGUACAAUAUAACACAAGCACAAGUUUCAUUCGUGGGCCAUAUGACAUUAUCCUUUUGAUUUACCUGAGGGCCAAUUUAAAAGAGCCUGCGGGCCGUAUUUGGCCCCCGGGCCGUAGUUUGGACAACCCUGCCUUAAACCAAUAGAGCUGUUGCUGUUCACACUCACCUCUGUGUCCGAGUUAUGGGCCGUCUGCAGACCAGCAAUCGCUUCUGUGCUUACAACAGUUCUGAACGGAAACGCCUGUAACAUAUUCAUAUAUUAGCAUGGGUGGUUCUAUGAGGGGGCCAAAAGGGUCAAGAACCCCUGGAACACUGAGUUGGGAGUGAGGCCCCCUUCAUUUAAAAAUGUGAUUAUACAAUUUGUGAAAGUUUAGCAGCAAAGAAUGUGCUGUAACUUGGGCACAAAGAUAUAAAUCAACAACAUCUAAGUAACUGACACAGUUGAUGUUACUAAAACAAAAAUCAAUUGAAGUAUUUUUCUGGUUUCUUUUGUUGGCUAUGACUUUAAACUGAACUACAAAAACGUGACUGUAUAUUACCCUUUAAAGGCCUGAUUAAUAUCCAACAUUUCUCAUACAAAAUAAAGAGGAUUCACGUACUUA
Molecule: messenger RNA, 3072 nt
Organism: Eleginops maclovinus (Patagonian blennie)
Lineage: Eukaryota; Metazoa; Chordata; Actinopteri; Perciformes; Eleginopidae
Product: E3 ubiquitin-protein ligase ARIH2-like
Exons: 4
Coding region: 735-1586 (283 amino acids)
Biological process (GO): protein polyubiquitination; positive regulation of proteasomal ubiquitin-dependent protein catabolic process; ubiquitin-dependent protein catabolic process
Cellular component (GO): cytoplasm; ubiquitin ligase complex
Molecular function (GO): ubiquitin protein ligase activity; ubiquitin conjugating enzyme binding
Source: RefSeq, a predicted model, not a curated record